GCCGCCACCGCGCCCGGGCCGCCGAUCCCCGGGCCCCGCGGCCCCCCGACCUCCCCCGAGGGCCCCCCGAGGGCGACAGGGACCGGACCGAGCCGUGCCGCGGGAGCCGGCGAGCUGGACGCGGUGGCUUGCAGCUGGAGCGCGUCCCGGGCCGAGCGGGGCAGCCUUCCGCGAAGACCACCGGGCCCGGGCCGAGCCGAACCGGACCGAGCGGAGCCCAGACGGUGCCUGCUGGCUCGGAGAAGCCGAGGGUGGUGGACUCGGGGGGUCCUGGCGCCCCUCCCAGCACUGCGACUUGGGCUCACGCGCUGGGGCCGAACCGCGCCGGGCGCCCUGAACCCUCAUCACCUGUGGCCAGGAAGCCCCGAGCCCAGCGGACCCUCGCUCGGUCCCCAGCCGGAGGAGGCCUGGAGGGGCUCGAUAGGGCUUUAUUCGGCCCCUUUCUGGGGUGCCCCGAGGCCCCGCCUCCUCCCAUCGCCCAGAUGUCCCCGGUGGAGGCUCUGAGAACCUCCCCCAGGCCAGGGACUCUUGGUGGGUCCAGAGAGAGGAGCCCGCCCUAAGGGAGCCCUCCAACGUCGUAUUGGGGGUUGCCCCCUUUCCCUGGAAACGCAUCUCCGAAGGAAGGCCGGUGCCCUCUCCCCCAGCCUCGGGGGCUGUCCUCCGCCAAUCCUGCGCCCUGCCCGGAGCCGCCCACUGCCGGAGCUCCCGCAUCUCUGGAAGACCCUGCCCCAGCUGGUGUCAGAUGCACCCCAGGACCUCUUGCCUUGGCAACUGCCCCGGAGUUUUAUGGUCUGGCUGCGCCUACGCCCCUCCCCAAGGGCGUCUCUUACUCCUGUCAUCAUCCCUCACCUUUGGGUCAUCCAUCGGAGGUUGCUGUCCAAGGCACUUUGAGCCCUGAAGGCCCCACUCCCUGCCCGCCUGAGUCCUCACCUUGAUCCUCUCUGCCAGACUUUUGUCUGCCUCUGGGUGUCCCAGCACUCCCCACCCGGAGGCACUUGGGCCGGGUGAGGGCCACCCAGGGCCAGGGUGGGCUGGGGGCCGUUAAGAUGUGGAGCGCUGCCCAGCUGAGGGGGGCUCCGUGGAGGCAGACACAGCGAGUGCCCGGCAGGGGGGAGUAUGGGCAGGCCUGUGGCCACGUGGUAAAGGAUGAACAUUCGGGGCGCCCCGGACCUCGGGCAGCCCACCGAAGACCCCAGUAGUGGCGGUGGAGAGCGGGAGCGGAUCCGACAGCGCAUGAAGAUGGUCAUUGGGCAGCUCGAGGGCAUCUUGCGGGAGCUCAAGGAGGUGGCCAAGGAGCUCCGGGAGGUGGUGAGCCAGAUCGACAAGCUAACCUCAGACUUCGACUUCGAACUCGAGCCGGAUGAUUGGACCACGGCCACUGUGAGCAGCACCUCGAGCAGUGACAAGGCGGGAGUGGGCGGCCCCUUCGACCUGCCACCCCUGGACUUCGUGACAGCAGACAUCCUCUCAGACAGCUGGGAGUUCUGCUCCUUCUUGGAUGCGUCCACGCCCUCAGAUUCCGUGGACGGCCCGGAGUCCACGCGUGGGCCAGGCGCCGGCCCUGACUACCGCCUCAUGAACGGGGGCCUCCCUGUGCCCAAUGGGCCCCGCGUGGAGACCCCCGACUCCUCCAGCGAAGAGGCCUUCAGCGCUGGCCCACCCAAGGGCCAGCUACCCCAGCGGACCCCGGGCACUCGGGAGAGGGUGCGGUUCAGCGACAAAGUACUCUACCAUGCUUUGUGCUGUGAUGAUGAAGAGGGGAAUGAUGACCAGGUGGAGGCAGAGGAGGAAGAGGCAGGCCUGCCACUGGAGCCUCCUCACAGAGAGGACCGUGCUGGGCCCCUCAAGGCCUCCACAGCCUCCAGCAAGCCCAGGCGCUCUCCACUGACUGGCGGUCGUGCGGGUUCCUCCUCCACCUCUGAGCAGCCCCGCAGGGUGACCAGAAAUAGCAGCACGCAGACCGUGUCGGACAAGAGCACACAGACUGUGCUCCCCUACACAUCCUCCAGACAGAAAGCUAGGGGCAAGAACUAAGGGCUGGUGGGCCCGGGGUGGGGAUAUAGAGCUAUAAACAUCUAUAUUUAAACAUGCAGUCAUAAUAAAAUUUUAAAAUGCUAAAAA
Molecule: messenger RNA, 2121 nt
Organism: Suncus etruscus (white-toothed pygmy shrew)
Lineage: Eukaryota; Metazoa; Chordata; Mammalia; Eulipotyphla; Soricidae
Gene: INSYN1
Product: inhibitory synaptic factor 1
Exons: 3
Coding region: 1147-2034 (295 amino acids)
Biological process (GO): inhibitory postsynaptic potential
Cellular component (GO): postsynaptic density
Source: RefSeq, a predicted model, not a curated record